This is a messenger RNA of Lycium ferocissimum, 1293 nucleotides long. RefSeq lists its product as uncharacterized. The record is from RefSeq and is a predicted model, not a curated record. Bases 284 to 799 code for a protein of 171 amino acids. NCBI's taxonomy places the organism in Eukaryota, Viridiplantae, Streptophyta, Magnoliopsida, Solanales, Solanaceae. The transcript is spliced from 5 exons.
GGCAUCACAAUCUUUUUUCUUGCCAGAUAUUUUCAUCUUUUCCCUUCAUUAACACAAAUCUUACAAAACAUCUCCUCCACGUUACACAUUGCCUUUCUGCCUCCUCCUUUUUUCCCUCUUUAAAUUCUCAAAUAUUGCUCCACUUUUUUAUCUGGUUCAUAACUGCAUUUGUCUAUGGUUUAAUUGAAUUAAUUACACUUUGUGCUGUACCUGUCAAUUAAGGUACAGUUUCUGUUUUCGUAUCAAUUUUUUGGGAUUUUGGGUCUGGUUUAGAGAAACGGUUAUGGAUCGAGAAGGAGGAUCCGCUGGAUCUUGUUACUAUUCAGUUCUCGGGAUUCGUAAGGAUGCCUCCUGCUCCGACAUUCGCUCAGCUUAUCGCAAGCUAGCUAUGAAAUGGCACCCGGAUAGGUGGGCGAAGAAUCCGUCGGUGGCCGGAGAAGCUAAACGCCGCUUUCAGAAAAUCCAAGAGGCCUACUCAGUUCUCUCCGAUGAAGACAAGAGGUCAAUGUACGACGCCGGUUUCCUUGAUCUGCUUGAGGAAGAUGAAGGGAUGGGUGAUUUCCUGCACGAUUUGAUGAACAGAAUGGAUCAAAAUGUUGGGGCGGCGGAGGAGAGUCUAGAGGAUCUACAGAGAACGUUUGUGGAGAUGUUCGGUGGAGAUUUUGCAAGGAUGAUGGAUGAUGAAAAUCCAACGGCUAUGAAGAGGGCACGUGAUGUAGGUUGCAGCACAAGUGCUGCUCCAAAACGCAAUUCCGCUAAUUUCAAUGCCAAUAGCACCUCUUAUAACUGUCAAUUUUAAGCUAAAGAUAGUGAAGGUGGUCCCUACCCACCCAGCCCCUCUUUGAAUUACCUGUAACAACCCUUUGAUGUUGAUUCUGUGGGCUGGAUUAGAUGAAUCAUGGAGGAAUUAACUUCUUUAUUGGUGGUCAAAAGAACUUUUUUAGACAUUUAUGAUUUCUAAGGAAGUUGUUUGAAAAAGCUGUUGAAGUGUCGGGGGAUGUUGAGUUGCGUAAUAAAGCUUUCCUUUGCUAAAGCAUCUUUUUGUGGCUCCCCUAAAAUAUCUUCCCGUGUUAUUAUUCUCACAAAUUUGAUAUUUGUAAUUUUCUGAAGCGCCUCUAAUUAUUGCUUGUUUUGCCUUGCGAUUAAACCUUUUACUAGGGUCAAUUUUAUUGUUGGUCUCUUGUGAACUCAAAAUCCAGCUUGUUAACCUUGGUCAACCUUUUUAUUGUAUUGUUGAGCUCUUUUUAACUCAAGUUUCAGCUGGAAAUGAUGAAUAACAUCCGAUUUGGCUAA